CUUUUAUUCAUUGCGUAGUCGAAAUUCAUUGAAGCUACAACCUUAUAUACCUUUUAUGCACACGCUCGUCGUUGGCGAACAUUGUUUUGGAAAACAGUAAAAGAAACGGAUAGGAAAUGAAGUGCUUCCUAAUGGGCCAGAGAUUUGCUAAGCGUUUGGCGUAUUAUCAUCCUCCUCGUUUCGGUGAAACUGGCCUACCGUCAUCACCUUUGGCCGGGCGCUCAACUCGUCCAUUCCAACUUCACUUCCAUCAGAUCCAAACUGGAGUUCCGAGUGUGACCAGCCUCACUGCUGCCGCCCCAAAAACUGAAGACGCUAAACUCCGUGAAUAUUAUUUGAUUAGACAAGAUAUGACAGACAUUUUCGCUGGAAUCCGAAACGCUCUAACGGGGACCCUGGCGCCAUUAAUACCCAUAGCGCAGUAUUACUUCAACGAAGAUGGUAAAGCCAUAAGACCAGUAAUUACCAUGUGCCUGGCUAAAGCAAUCAACUCUCACCUGGAUCAAAAGUCACCGGUUAUUGUGGAGAAUCAAAGGAAAGUGUGCCAAAUACUCGAGAUGAUCCACAUUGCAGGUCUUUAUCACGAUGACGUGAUUGACAAAGCCGAAAGUAGACGAAACAAGCCGUCCGUCAAUUGCAUCUGGGGUGUGAAAAAACCCAUUUUAGCUGGUGAUUUUGUCCUCGGACGCACAAUGAGAAUUACGGCUGAAAUUAACAACGAAGACAUUGCCAUCUUAUUAAAAACGACGAUUGAUCAUAUUGUGAUUGGAGAAAUCAUGCAAUUGGGAAGUGGUAAAACACAAGAAGAAAGAUUCGCCCAUUAUGUCGAGAAAACGUUCAAGAAAACUGCCAGUCUCCUUGCUUAUAGUUGCCAAGCGGUCGCUCUGCUGUCUGGAAGUGAUUCAACUUUACAGACGACGGCAUUUCAAAUUGGUCGCCAAUUGGGAAUGGCAUUUCAACUGGUUGAUGACGUAUUGGAUUUCAGCGCCACAUCUGCUCAAAUGGGCAAAUCAACGGCAGUAGACAUGAGCCAAGGACUAGCCAACGCCCCAGUUCUAUUUGCCGCACAAAUGUUUCCCCAACUGAAUGCGAUGAUUGAUCGCCACUUUCAAGAACCUGGCGAUGUCGAGACAGCCUUUCGCUUGAUUCUUCGGUCGGACGGUUUGCAACGAACCAAAGAUUUGGCCAUGCAAUAUUGUGACGAGGCCAUCACCCAAUUGGCUCAGCUGUCGCCAUCGCCCUACCAGCAAUUUUUAUUCACCUUAACGAACAAAAUACUCAACAGAUUGAGGUAAAAAGCAGCAGGUAUAGUCUAUGAUAUUAUAUAGUCGCUAACUGUGCUGGCGCCCGUGUACAUUUCCCGUUUAUAUCCAUAUAUACAAAGUUCAGCUCAAUUAUUAUUUAUUGAUUAAAUAGACUGAACAAUUUCGUGUUGCUUUUGAAAUAUAUAUUUACGCGUU
Daphnia magna is the source of this 1460-nucleotide messenger RNA. Its product is annotated as all trans-polyprenyl-diphosphate synthase PDSS1. Gene Ontology annotation, biological process: ubiquinone biosynthetic process; isoprenoid biosynthetic process. The transcript has 8 exons. The coding region runs from base 117 to 1295 and encodes 392 amino acids. NCBI's taxonomy places the organism in Eukaryota, Metazoa, Arthropoda, Branchiopoda, Diplostraca, Daphniidae. Gene Ontology annotation, molecular function: prenyltransferase activity. Gene Ontology annotation, cellular component: mitochondrion; transferase complex. The record is from RefSeq and is a predicted model, not a curated record.